AUGUCUAACUUGUUAAUUUUAUUGGCUCGGAUUAUUUUCGUGACAUUCUGGAGUCAUUCAAAAAACUGGUGUUUACUUACUGAAUAUUAUUUUGGAAAAAUAAUUUGCCUAACUAUGUCACGUAUGAAUCACAGUCAACAAGUAGAGAUUCCGACAAGAUUAUCUGUGAAACAGAAUCAGUCGAUCGCUCAUCACGUUCAAACAUGUUUUUUUUGA
Heterobilharzia americana is the source of this 216-nucleotide messenger RNA. NCBI's taxonomy places the organism in Eukaryota, Metazoa, Platyhelminthes, Trematoda, Strigeidida, Schistosomatidae. The record is from the annotation of a GenBank genome assembly.